Molecule: messenger RNA, 957 nt
Organism: Anopheles coluzzii
Lineage: Eukaryota; Metazoa; Arthropoda; Insecta; Diptera; Culicidae
Product: 60S ribosomal protein L10
Exons: 4
Coding region: 115-774 (219 amino acids)
Biological process (GO): ribosomal large subunit assembly; translation
Cellular component (GO): ribosome; cytosolic large ribosomal subunit
Molecular function (GO): structural constituent of ribosome
Source: RefSeq, a predicted model, not a curated record
AUGUCGGCCCGGAUGUAGCGUGGCUGUCAUCGUUGGCACUGCUCUGGGCCAACCCUCUUUCCAGCACAAAGCUUCCAUUGGUAAGCACGCCUCGGAGCAAAUUAGAAGCUCAAGAUGGGGCGCCGUCCAGCAAGAUGCUACCGCUACUGCAAGAACAAGCCGUAUCCGAAGUCGCGCUUCUGUCGCGGUGUGCCGGACCCGAAGAUCCGCAUCUUCGAUCUGGGCCGCAAGAAGGCGUGCGUGGAAGACUUCCCGCUCUGCGUCCAUCUCGUGUCGGACGAGUACGAGCAGCUGAGCUCGGAGGCGCUCGAGGCAGGCCGUAUCUGCUGCAACAAAUACCUGGUGAAGUUCUGCGGCAAGGAUCAGUUCCACAUCCGCAUGCGUCUCCAUCCGUUCCACGUGAUUCGCAUCAACAAGAUGUUGUCCUGUGCCGGAGCUGAUCGGCUCCAAACAGGAAUGCGUGGUGCGUUCGGCAAGCCGCAGGGUACGGUCGCGCGCGUCCACAUCGGCCAGCCGAUCAUGUCGGUGCGCUCGAGCGACCGCUUCAAGGCGCAGGUGAUCGAGGCGCUGCGCCGUGCCAAGUUCAAGUUCCCCGGCCGCCAGAAGAUCUUCGUCUCGAAGAAGUGGGGCUUCACCAAGUACGAUCGCGACGUGUACCAGAAGCACAACGACGAGGGCCGACUCGUCCCGGACGGAUGUGGCGUACAGUUCCGCAACGAUCACGGACCGCUGGUCAAGUGGGAGCAGCACCAGCGCAAUCGACUCUCCGCGUAAAAAAAAACCAAGCCGAAGGUGGUGUUGCCAGGGGGGUUAAAUGAAUGAAUGGUGUGUCUCGCCCGGUUCUCGCGUGCUUUUACAUCGCCCGAGCCGGCACAGGAGGAGGUCUCUAUUAAAGUGAACAGAAUGUACCGGAUACAACAGAAUACAUGCUUUUGAUGAUGAUGAUGGGAGAAAGUG